UAAAAAGCCUGUUUAUAGACUCUCAGAAUUUCAGCUUAAUUUGUGAAUAAAUGUAUUUACACAUUCGGCUGGAUCACCCCCCUCUCCCCUUAAGCGAAAUCUCCUAAACCAACAAAACCACCAGUGUACGUAAUUUAAAAAAUAUUUUUUACAGGACAGGGGGGAGCUGUAGAUCAGGGGUUAUUAACUAUGUGGAGGUAAUGUUUUGAAAUAGAGAUGGGAGAGAGGAGAGGCUGCAGCAUUUCAUAAAUUUUAAGAACUCCUGCCUUAGAUUUUAAAAAUAUUUUUAAAAAGCAGGUUUAGAGAGUUACAGCACUUUGUCUGUACUAUAAGGAGCCUUAUGUAAUCAGUUAUUAUUUUAAAUUUGUACAAAGCAAUGCCAUUCAAUAAUAAAUUUUGUUUCUUCUUAUUUUAGCUGAAGGUGAAUGGCUGAAAUAACUGAGCCUCCAAAAGCGGAAACAGCAGAAAAUGCAGUCAUUCAAGAUCAACCCGCCAAAGGUUUUUUAAAAAAUUAAGACUAAAACAAAUUUAUUGAUAGCAACAAUGUUUCAAAAUGUUAUCAUUAUAUGUCAGGUUUUUCAUCAGCAGCUAUACAAAAACAAUUUUGGCCUGUAAAGUUUUAUUUAAAAUAUAUUAUAUACCAAAAAAACAACUUAAUUGUACAUUUAUUAAAUGUGAAACAAAACAUUGCUUUAAUUAGUAUUUUAAGCAACUGUAAGUGCCUGAUGAUUGAAAUUUUCUUUUUGUAACUUCCAGUUAAAGUAAACAUAUUUGAUCAUUUUGUGAUUUACACAUUCAACGAGAGAUUUUCUAAAGGAAGAUGUCAAGCACUGAUUUCAUCAGCAGAAGGGUAAGCUUAUAUCCUUGUCCAUCUUUAGAAAUGGGAUGUGAUUUGUUUUAUUCAGCAAUGGAUAUAAAAAGAUACCUAAGAAACGUAUAGAUUCAAAUUAUAAAUUUAUACAGUGCACUUGAAUUUGUUUAGAAAUUACCGCCCCCUCCCUUUUGGCACCUUGGGGAGUUGUCUUGAUGUAAAGAGCAUGAUGAUACAGAAUAAAAUCAAAUUUUUUAAAAUUCAUAUAAUAUAAUUUUCUUUUUUGUUCUGAUGAAGGCAUUUGCCAAAACAUCUUCAUUAGCAUUCUGUAUGAUCAUUAUAAAAGAUGAACACACAAAUCGUGUGUAACUAAUUUAUUUAUGAUGCUUAAUUCACCGAUUUGUCAUGACCGGUACUUGAAAAAAAUAGUCUGUGUUGUUAUUUUUAUUGAUAUUGCAUAAUUUAUAUUAUGAUUUUGUCAUACGACUGUAAAAUUUUGCAUGUAAUAAUAUCAUUUAAGGUCCAAUAAUGAAGAAAGGGUCAUUUUUGAAGUAAGCAUGGAUCAAAAAAUUGUAGCAAGACAUGAGUCAAAACCUUUUUCUAAAGGAGAAAUAACAAAGGUAUGUGUGUUAAAUAAAUUAAAUAUUAAUUACAUAAAUUACAAAAAAAAAAAAAAAAAAAAAAAAAAAAAAAAAAAAAAAAAAAAAAAAAAAAAAAAAAAAAAAAAAUAAAAAAAAAAAAAAAAAAAAAAAAAAAAAAAAAAAAAAAAAAAAUUAAAGAAAAAAAAGAAUAAAAACUUUUUUAAAAGAAAAAAAAAAAAAAGUAUUUUUUUUAAAAAAAAUAAAAAAUAAAUAAAAAAAAUAAAAAAAAAAAAAAAAAAAAAAAAAAAAAAGUCACAAAUCACAAACAUCAGUCAUGGCUAGACUCAUGUUUAUCCAAACGAUUCAGUUCUAAAUUUAAAUCAAUUUAAUAAAAUUGUUUUCAGUGGCAAAUGUAUUGAAAAGAAAAUGACAGUAGCACUCUAAUGGGUAAGCAAACUUGAAACAUACUUAAAAGACAAAACUUGAAGCGUAUCAAUUUAUUUAUAAAAGUAAGGCUCCACUUAUAUCAUAAAAUUGAAUGAUUCUUAAAUCCUGCUUAAGCUCCUUGAAUCGCCUGAAUCUAGUUAAAACUUCAAAAUCAUGAGAAAGUUUAUCUAACUUAAAACACUGAACUUGUAACAUAUUGCAUUAUGCUAUACUGAUAUGUCCAUACCAUUACCUAACAAGACAAAUAUUUGACAGAAAUAAUGUGUGAAACAAACUGUUACAAUUUAUGAUUUGAUUUUUGUAUUGUUUAGCGCACAUUGUUUGAAAUAGAUCACAGAAAGUGAUGGGGACCAUGUGACAGUGACUCUUUCAUAAUUAUUCACGCUUGGGUUUGUCUCUUCAAAUGAUUUUUUUUAAAGCUGUCUUUUAAAGUGUAAACUUAUGGCAAAGAAUAAUUCUGAAUUUAACAUGCGCCAACGUUUCUCUAACUCAUGCCUGCACAACUCAAAAUGUAAGCCGGGCCGUAAUAUUUUAUGAAAAACUUGUGCGGGCCAAAAGAUAAUAGGACAAGGGGGAAAGCUAUGAAGAAAAUAAUAAUAAAAAAGAAUAUUUUGUUACUUCGCGGGCCGCAAAGUGGAUGCUGGCUGGCUGUACGUUAUGCAGGCCCGCUCAAACUCUCAACUCAUAUUUACUACUCCUCUUCAUCAGCACAAUAUUCUUUUUUAACGAUGGAAAAGAAAUAUCAAGUGAAUUUAUUGUUUCAUUUGUAAAUGCUGGUGUCACAUAACAUAAUACGUGGGAGAUUUUAAGUAUCAUAGUUAAUUUAGUAUGGCAUUUCUCUCAUGUCAAUAAUGGAGCAACUUGUAAGAAAUUGUAAAGCUAUUCGAUUUUUUUUCUUUCACAGAAAUCAGAAGAAAGAAAAGGAUCAAAUGCUUAUAAAGUGGCAUUUAAAUGUAAACAUGGCAUUAAACUUAUAAACUAUUUUGAUAUGUUUCAUCUUAAAUAAUGAGGAUUGCACACAUCAGGGGAGAAGAUCUCAUUGCCUUCUCUAAGCUAUUUAAUAUACUCAAGUGUAAUUUUUAAAUCUAAAUCUUAUUUGCACCAGAUCAAACGUUCAGUCAAUCUGUUGUCAUGCACACCUACACACUAGAAAGAUUAGGUUAUUAAAAUGGCAGAUGUAUUCUUUCAAGAGCAAAUGUUGAACCAAAUGUUGGUUCCUAUUUCUCUACUGAGGAUUAUUGGAGGAAUGAGAAUGAAGAUGCCACCAUUUGAUUGUAAAUUAAUAAUGGACUCUCUAGGAUUUGUGAAAAUAAGUUCUAAAAUUAUUCCAGUUUCUGGCAAUUAACUUUUAAAGUGUAAUAUUCCUUAUUUGUAUAUAUAAGUUAAGGUCACUACCUGUUUUAAAGUUAGUAUCAACAAGUACAUUUGCCAGCACAAUUUUUGUAAAAAACUUUGAAAAAUUUUAUUUUAUUUUUUUGGCUAAAAUUUUUUUUUAUUUUCUUAGUCAUCAAAUUUUCCUAACGUCAAGAGUAAGCUCCCUAUUUUUUUAAUAUUUGUAGCAGUGUUCUGAAAAUAUUUUUUUAACAGCAAGAAAAUGAAUUAUUUAUCUAAAAUGGUGUACCUGCGAUUGGCACUUAAAGUAAAAGGAAAAAAACAAUUUUAAAAUGUUCUUUUAAUGGAAAACAAGCUUUUAACACAGUUUCUUAAAAAAUUAAAUAUACUGUACAGGUCUUACAAAAUAGUAUUCUUUUUUUAACAAAAUCGUUUGAAAUUUUGAUACCUUUAAGCUAUUUUUCAAAUUCUGAUAAGCCAAUAAUGUUGUAAUGCCAUAUAAUGAGUUUUACACACAUAAUGUUCUAAAUUCUUUUAAGUUUCUGGUAUCUUAUAAAAAAAAUUCAUGGCUAUCAAUAUAUUCUUACAUAUUCAAAGUCAGGUACUUUCAUGCUUUUAUAUUUAGCUUCAAGUGCAAUAAAUCAGUACAAAAUCUUGAGACUCAUGGAGGCUAUAUUUAUCAUUGUUUUUUUAUAUUUUAUAUAAAGUUAUUUAUUUAUUGUAAUUUUUGUAAGUAAAUGUAUACACCCCAUGCGCAAAACACAAAUUUGUUUUAUCAGUUAUGUAUUUUGUUUUUUUCCCCAAAAAAAACCUGGAGUGCAACAUAGACACACAGGUUAAUAUUUUUGUUCAUUAACUUUAACGAGCCCAGCCAAUAUAAUUUUUGUUUGUCUAUUUUGCUUUAAUUAAACAAAAAAAAGCUGCUUUUGGCAUUUUAUUCCAAUUCUGCAUUUAAAUGUUUAUCAAUAAUUUUCAUUUAUUGUUCGUAUUAAGGUGUAGCAACACUUAAAGAAUUAGUCAUUUUUUUGGUCAGUUUUAAUAAUGAUAGUGAUACACUACAGAAGUUAAGUCCUAAUUAAAUCAAUCAAUAUUACAUCUAUCAAUCAAUAUUACCAAUAGUUUAAAUUUCUUGCUUCUCAGUGUUUGCAAUGUUUAAACAAUCAUACAUCUAAUGUCAUUCCACUGGGACAACUUUUUAUCUGCUCUUGCUUCAGGCAUUCUGAAAUGCAUAUCUCGUACUUCUAUAUGUGUUUUAGUUUAUUGUUUAAAUCUGUCGUUCUUCUAUUUUGUUCAUUUUAUGAGCAUUACAAUUUUUUUAUUUAAACUGAAAUCUUUUAUGUAAUUCACUUUUUGGAUCAAGUAUUCAAAGCAUGCGCAUUGUUUGAAUUUAGGUAUUAAAAUUUUUUUUUGCAGAAACUGAAGUGCUGUCUUGUUUUUAGUUCAAAUCUAUUUAAUAAAUUCAGUGAUGUUCAGAGAGCCAUAAUUAGUGUAUGACAAGAAUGUAUCAUUAGAAUAUGAAAGGAGAAAAUUGGGAAAUACCCAAAAUAUCUAAGUGUGCACAUGCCAAAAUUGUGGAUCUCAACAAAGCAUUCAAUUUAUAAAAUCUCUUUUAAAAAUUAAAAUAAAUAAGUAGUAACAAAAAAAAAACAAUUCACAAGUCUGGCUGCGGUUACAAGAAAGACAAAAGGGGUAGAAUCCCCCAAAGAAGAUCUAGGAGAGAAUCCCUGCAGGCAUGAUUUCAUCAACCUAUUCCGCCUUGAUAUCAUCUGCGCACCUGGUCUAAAUGGCAGUGAUGAGAAAUAAGCGAGGUGGAUCACUGUGUAAUGCUUGUUUGAAUCAGUUCUCCAUAACUAUCCACAGUACUGCCUGUUUCAAAGUGGGGUAUUUACUCUGAAUUUUGGAGAAAGACUUUUGGCUAGCACUAGCUCUUCCGCACGUUUGGUUAAUUAACAUUUCUCCACUCGUCUAUACAAUUGGUCUAGAAACAGUUUUCCAACUUUUCCUCACAAAUUAUCAAGAAACUGAUGUCCCGCUUUUCAAUAAAAUUUUAUGAUUACACACCAGGGUACCUUUCAAAAUACCCCAGGUGAUAAAAUCCACCUUGGAUUGCAACGUUUGCCCGUCCUCUGUCACCUCCUUCAUGCAAGGCACUUUGCCGCCAAACUCUUGCGGAAGGUCGCAGAUGAUUGAGGUCAUGACGACCUUCUUGUCAGACUUUCUGCGGAUGUACACGGGAGCCGCUUCCUGGGGCAUGGACAUGCGGGUGAUGACUUUGAAUUUUUUAUAAAAGGCUUUCUCCUCCAGGCAGAUGCUGGCCGUGCAGUGGCUGUGGGGUCCGACGACGAUGUCACUGGUCGCUUCUGUCAGGAUUGUCUCCUCGAAGGUCUGGCCAUCAGUUUUGGUCACCUGAAAA
Messenger RNA from Lymnaea stagnalis (great pond snail), 5584 nucleotides. NCBI's taxonomy places the organism in Eukaryota, Metazoa, Mollusca, Gastropoda, Lymnaeidae. The record is from the annotation of a GenBank genome assembly.